Aedes aegypti (yellow fever mosquito) is the source of this 1809-nucleotide messenger RNA. RefSeq lists its product as uncharacterized. Bases 85 to 906 code for a protein of 273 amino acids. Gene Ontology annotation, cellular component: nucleus. The transcript has 2 exons. Lineage: Eukaryota; Metazoa; Arthropoda; Insecta; Diptera; Culicidae. The record is from RefSeq and is a predicted model, not a curated record. Gene Ontology annotation, molecular function: zinc ion binding.
CUUUGUUGACAAACAAAAUAGUGACUCCGCCAAUUUAAUUUGUAAUUUUAGCAGUGAAAUCCUGCCCAAAUCAAUGUGAAAACUAUGGAGGGUCUCUGCAGAACUUGCCUGACCGCCUUGGGAGCGGAAUGCUCAGCUUUGCCGGUGUUCAACAAGACGGAAACGGGAGACACGAUUGCGGCCCUGUUGGGAAAAUAUUGCUGUUUAGAGAUAACAGAUUCCGAUCCACUACCCAAGCAAAUAUGCUCGCCAUGCUUCAGCGAACUGAUUGCGACCAUAAAUUUUCGGCAGAAAUGUGCUAAUUCAGAGCAAAGUCUACUUCAAAUGACGGAUGACAAACAAACUGUUCUAAUUGCCGCAGACGAUAGCGAACCCGUUGAAUACAAACCACCUGCGUUUGUGGAAGUGUUGGAAAAUCAUGACGCGACUAGCUGUUCAUUGCCCAUCGAGAAUGAGACAAAUGAAGAGCCGUCCUCGGAUUGCUACACCAUGAUCGAAAUGAUGAGCUUUCGUGUUGCUUAUGUUCGGGAAUUUUGUACAGCCAGGAAGAUCAUCGCGAUCAUAUCGAGCAGGCCCAUAAAGUCACGUUUCCAUGUGAUACUACUUCAUUUCGAGCUUCAUUUUACGUGCUUCAUCUGUUCAAAUCCUUCGACAACUUGGAACAGUUGGGAGGCCCAUCAAGGAAGAAGUUUUAUGGAACUGUUUCAAUGCAAUAACUGCGAAGACAUUUACGAAACGGUUGAAACAUGUGUUCAACAUUAUGAGCAUAAUCAUUCCAAUGAACUGAUAGACCAACUCAAUGUGGAAGAAGUGGCCCCUGAACCUGUGACAGUUGUAUCUGGUAGAAAAGGCGAAUCCAGCAGCACAACCAAAGGAACGCUAUUGCUGCGUAACUCAUUGCCAUGAUGUGUUUCCAGAUGAGAAGGCAUUGAUAGUUUCACGCUUUGGAAAAGCAUGCUCACAAGCUGAAGUACAAUCAAGAACGUCACGAUGCUCAAAGCAAACCUCAUACAUGCAAUAUAUGCUUUCGAUCGUUUGGUUCGUUAAAGAAUUUGAAAGUCCACCAAUUCGUUCGUGCUAAUAAUGUGGAUUGGCAAACACUUUCUCAUGUAUCCACUGUCCAUUUCGCACAGUGAGUCGUAGUCUACUGACAGUGCACGAUCGCUCGAAGCACAGUGGAGAGCGACCUUUCAAGUGCAGUCACUGCGAAAAGAGAUUCUUCAGUGAAAUGCAUCUCAAGAACCAUUUGGUAUUGCAUUUCGCAAGAUCGUCCAUUCCAGUGUUCAUUUUGCGAUAGACAUUUAGCAGAAAACGCAACAUGGAGGAACACAUUCGUUCAUGCCAUUCGGAGGAAAAACAUUCAAGUGUGAUGCUUGCCCAGCCCGCUUCAAAGUUUUUCCCAGCAUUUUACGUAUUCACGCCAGGAUUCACUCCGGAGAGAAACCGUACAAAUGUUCGUACUGCGACAACAGCUACUAUCACAUAUCGGAUCGGAAGCGUCACGAGAUGUCCACACUGGAGAGAAGCCGCACAAGUGCAGCGUCUGCCAUGCAGCCUUUACCAGGAAACGAACCCUCACGAUCCACGAGCGAACGCACUCAGGCGAACGUCCCUACUGUUGCGCCAUCUGUGGGAGGGUUUUCUGCCAGAACGCGACGCUCAAAAAGCACAUGGAACGACACGUGAAGGUGAGAUUCUGCUGGCGUCCGAACUGGUGGACGAGACCGAUGAGUCUAUACCGUUCAAAUGACUGAAUGAAGGUCUAUGGGUUGAUACGCUAGGAUCUAAUAAAAAUUGAUAUGUGAAAAA